AUGCCUCGUGUAGCAAACAAGGUCCAUCGCCGUUCCAACGGCAACUCCACCCCUCAUAAGAACUCCCCCAUCAAGAUUCCCCUCAACGAUGAUAUGGGCGAGAAAGCGGCCCGUAUCGGGGCCCGACAAGCGCAAUAUGAUCGUCAGAUGAGCCAGAUUAAGGCUGCGGUCAAAACACCGAUGCCUCCGCGGCGAUACACAACACAUGAACGUGAUGGGAGCGAGAGUCCCGGGACACCGCGCGGAUCGAGCCACCACCGCAGUCGAGGAAGCGAUGUGAACGGUCGCGCUGUCACCCCUAUGAAGCGCGUGCCUAUUCUGGCCAACUUCGAGGAGUGGAUGAAAAUGGCAACCGAUAACAAGAUUAAUGCGAACAACUCCUGGAACUUCGCCCUUAUUGAUUACUUCCACGACAUGUCUCUUUUGAAGGAGGGAGACGGUGUGAAUUUCCAAAAGGCCAGUUGCACUCUUGACGGUUGUGUUAAGAUUUACACUAGUCGAGUGGAUAGUGUCGCAACAGAGACUGGACGACUACUGAGUGGUCUGGCUGACAGCCGCGACAAGAGAGGGCGGGACAAUGAUGCUGAAGGGGAAGACGGUGACGAAGAUGAGGAGGGUGAAGAUGGCGCAGCGCGCAAAUCGCGCAAGAAGACACGAUCUCAUGAGGCUACAUUGGCUCCAUCAUUUUCAUCCUUACAACUGAAAAAGUUUGAGCUGGAAUUUGCUGUGGAUCCACUCUUCAAAAAGGCGUCUGCCGAUUUCGACGAGGGAGGCGCAAAGGGCCUGUUGCUCAACCACCUGGCCAUCGAUGGGGUUGGACGAAUCGUUUUUGAUAGCAGCGACGAUGCUGUGGAUGACACCUCUAAGACAGAAGAGGGCGAAGACCAAGAAUCUGCCGAUCCGGAAUCACAGGGCGAAGAUCAGGCCAAGGCGGCACGUCAAACGGCAAGCGACACAUUCGAGGAUGACCCAGAGAUCGAUCUCGCUACGUUGGCAAGUCAAUUUUUCCCAGACUUGGAUCGCCUCGGGGAGCAGGAUAUCUGCCCCUCCCUCAAAAACCUCGAUCUCGGAGAUCCCGCCGGAUCGCUCGAUAUUCCUCUUCUUAAGGCACCUGAAGAUUGGCGACAUGAUAAAAACAACGAAGGCGACGAUCCUUCUGGAAUCAUGCUUGAUGACGACAAUGCGGUUGGCUUUGAUGAUGAUGAUGAUGAUGCCUCAUUAGCUGGCUUUGAUCUGACUGGAGACGCCGGAUUUGGUGAUGGAGGAGAGGCCUGGGCAAGAGAGGCUGCUUUGGAACCAAUGCUCAAGGUUCAUCGAAUGGAAGAUGCUGAUGCAGAUGGUGAUGAGGACAUGGACCGUGAAGAUGCAUAUGCGAUCUCUAUGUCUCAUCAGCCGAGUAAGCAAGAUCACGAGAACAUUCUGAGCUACUUCGAUAACGCGCUUCAGAAGAACUGGGCUGGCCCGGAACACUGGAAGAUCAAGAGAAUCAAGGAGCACACAGCAGCCAGCAGCACAUCUGCCCCCAAGCAACAACGCAAAGAGAAAGAGCCCUUCGAGAUUGACUUUGGAGCCCCCUUGGACCACGCCAUCGCCGAGUUGAUCUAUACUCCGGCCAGUUCGAACUCUGCCGUCUCCAUCCCCAAGACACAAUGGAAGACAAAGGGACGAAACCUUCUGCCCGAUGACAAACACUUCAACUCACGCAAUCUGCUUCGUCUUUUCCUCAAGCCUAAGGCGCGCAUGGGCUCGAAGAAGCUUUUCGGCAGACGAGCAGCUCCCCGGCCAGAGCAAACGUCCGGAAAUGGCGACAUGGACGAGGCUUUCUGGGCGAACCACAAGGUAGAGGAUAAUGGCGAUCAGGAAGGCGUCGCCGGUGCCUAUGACGCCAAUUUCUUUGCUGAUGACGACGGUCUUGCUUUCCCUAACGGCAUGGAUAUGGAUGACGACGACAACAUGCCAUUUGCCGAUGCUCGGGAGAUGUUGUCUCCGCCGGCUGACGGGCGCCCAGGUACAGCAAUCGGAGAUGGUAGCUCACAGACCGGGCUCACUGCACUACUGAAUAUGGUUGGAGCUACUCCUGGGAAACCGGGCGCUGGUGGGUACGGUUCCCAGCUGGUAACUCAGGGUGGACGUCGCGCGCGCCCGGAUUACGUCAAUUAUGCCCGUGUUGCCAAGAAGGUGGAUGUGCGACGACUCAAGACCGAGAUGUGGAAGGGCAUGGGUGAGCGUCUGAUUGCCACCACCGACUUCGGCUCUGCUUCGCAGUCCCAGCCUACGUCUAGUGAGCCACCAGCCGAUCCUGCAAGUGAAUCCGAUGCUCCUGAGCCGCCAACUCCGCAGACAAGUAGCCCUGAUCUCUCAAGCGAUAGCAGGCUACGGUUUACACAGAUCAUGAAUUCUCUCAAGACUUCAUACCCCAACGAGGUAUUACGGGAUAUCAGUACAUCCUAUGGCUUCAUCUGUCUUCUCCAUCUGGCCAACGAAGAAGGUCUUGUCUUGGAGAGCGACAUGCAGCAAAUUGCCAGCGGGGCUUGUAGUCUGGAAGAAAUCUUUGUCAGUCGGGAUGUCAAUGCCGUCCGUGACGAAGGUGGUGUCAUGCUGUGA
Molecule: messenger RNA, 2604 nt
Organism: Penicillium verhagenii
Lineage: Eukaryota; Fungi; Ascomycota; Eurotiomycetes; Eurotiales; Aspergillaceae
Product: condensin subunit BRN1
Exons: 3
Coding region: 1-2604 (867 amino acids)
Biological process (GO): mitotic chromosome condensation
Cellular component (GO): condensin complex
Molecular function (GO): chromatin binding
Source: RefSeq, a predicted model, not a curated record